Molecule: messenger RNA, 2579 nt
Organism: Xylona heveae TC161
Lineage: Eukaryota; Fungi; Ascomycota; Xylonomycetes; Xylonales; Xylonaceae
Product: STE-domain-containing protein
Exons: 4
Coding region: 404-2290 (628 amino acids)
Biological process (GO): sexual reproduction; regulation of DNA-templated transcription
Cellular component (GO): Tec1p-Ste12p-Dig1p complex; nucleus; Ste12p-Dig1p-Dig2p complex
Molecular function (GO): DNA-binding transcription factor activity
Source: RefSeq, a predicted model, not a curated record
CCAGGUGGGAUCCGAGAUCCGGCUCUUCGAUCAAUCGUUCUGUCAGACUGCGAGGCCGGCCCUCGUGAGACGAUACACUUGCACUUCAUUACCACUUCAAUCUCUUUCGACACUCGAUACCGGUGCUUCCGCUCCGACUUUUGGCCUGGUCUCUGUUCCUGCCUACUAAUCGCGUACUCCGCUGCACUCUUUCCUUCUCUCUCUCUCUCUCUGUGCGCGCGCCCAACACGCUGCACUUUGCCGACAUCUGCGGCGUCGCCGAUCCUCCGCGUUCAGCACCCCGGAUCCCCGACCACGGAGACGUGCUUGUUCGGCCGGUAGCCGACAACUCAGGAACCUCCUGCCCGUAUACACGGUAUAUAUUCAUAUCUAUAUAUAAUAUUACUUUUCCCAAUUGGCCAUCAUGACCACUACACAAAAGCCCGAAACGUUUAUGCUUUCAAGUGAAGCACAGCAGAGCCUUCCACAAGAUGCGCAGGUAGCACUUCAGCAGGUCGAUAAUCUAAAAUACUUUCUUAUUUCUGCUCCCGUCGAUUGGGCGCCUGAUCAAUAUAUUCGUCGAUUCCUAUUACCCACGGGCGAAUAUGUCUCGUGCGUGCUUUGGAAUAAUCUUUUUCACGUCUCUGGCACCGACAUUGUACGGUGCCUCUCGUUUCGUUUCCAGGCCUUUGGGCGCCCCGUAAAGAAUUCCAAAAAGUUCGAGGAAGGCAUCUUCUCCGACCUGCGUAACCUCAAGGCUGGUACCGAUGCGUCGCUCGAGGAGCCCAAGAGCCCCUUUCUGGACUUUCUCUACAAGAACAACUGCAUCCGUACGCAGAAGAAGCAAAAGGUCUUUUACUGGUAUAGCGUGCCGCAUGACCGCCUUUUCCUUGACGCUCUAGAGCGUGACCUCAAGCGCGAGAAGAUGAGCCAGGAGCCCACCACUGUCGCCGUCAACGAGCCUGCUCUCUCCUUUGAAUUUGACUCGUCCCAAUCGCUCUUUGAACAGCUCACCAAGGCCCAGCAGGCCAAUACCUCUUCCUUUGCUGCCGCAGCCGCUGCGGCCGCAGCCACCACCAAUGCGGCCGUAGCUGUGAAUUACUCGCAAUCCAAUUCACCGGUGAUGCGCGCCAUGGACUCGAUGCCUCCGCCGCCCACGGUUCCCCAGCCGAUGGGCGCGCUUGUGCCAGAUGAUGUUCAUCAGAUGGCCAUCUACACCGCGGCACCUCUGCCCAUGUCGGCUGCUUUGCCCCACGGACACUUGGUGAAGCGAGAGCUCGAUGGCAUGGCCCUUUCUCGUGCCCAGCCUCGCCAUGCGUCCAUGCCCGCGUAUAUGGAAUACUCGCCAGCACCUUCAUUCGUCUCGUCCCAUUACGAGGAUUAUAGCAACCGUGGUGUAUCCUUUGAACCUCUGACUCCACCUCAGCAACCGAUGCCCCUCGGAGCCGAACCGGCAUACAUUGCCAACGAGGAUACUGGCCUUUAUACCGCCAUUCCCGACGUUGGCGCUUCGACUGCUUAUGGUAACAUGGUCCAGCUGCCACCCUCAAAUCUUGCGGGUUCUCAGUAUGGCGGCAUUCGCACGUUUGGCGGAGGCGUCCCGGCAAACAACCCGUAUGGCAUGCUGGAAGGUUCUCCAACCUAUAAGCAGCGUCGUCGAAGAUCUCCUGGAAUGGGAAUGGGCAUGGGAAUGGUCGCUGUUGGAGGCAGCGUUGUUAACCCUCACGCUCCCCUUCGACCGAGUGACCUGCGGCGAUCUGUGUCCAGCUCGGUUGUACCAAUGCCGGACGGUAUUGAGUCAAUGCGUGCAUCACCACAGGUGCAGCCCAACCACUAUGCAGGCAUGGCGCAGCCAAAAGAACUGAUUGACCUGUCUCGGAAUACAACGCCCAUGCCAACUCUCGAAGCUAGCCCGGCUCCGAUAGGACUGAUGCAGCCACAUGGGGAUCUGAGUCAUGUUUCCUGUGCGCCUGGAGCUGAACUCGAACAUCCAGUCCACAGCAGUCCUGCGAUUCGGCCAAUGCCUGGUGUAUUGCGCCGCGCCCGCAGUGCAACUAUAACCGAUAUGGGCCCCUAUCCCCACAAGUCCCAUUCUUGCCCAAUUCCUUCCUGUGGGCGUCUCUUCAAGCGUUUAGAGCAUCUCAAGAGACAUGUGCGCACUCAUACUCAAGAGCGUCCUUAUAUUUGCAAAACUUGCAACAAGGGAUUCUCUAGAUCGGACAAUCUGGCACAGUAUGCACUAUCCUUCCCUGACAGUUUCUGUGGCCGAUCAAGAGCUAACACCUCAUUCAAGGCACCGUCGCAUUCAUGAACAGCAAAUGGACGGAGAGGGUGAUGGCAACUAUGACAGCAAUAAUAACACGAAUGAUGAAGGCGAGGACGUGGAUGCAGUCAACGAAGAAGACAAUAAUGAAGAUUCUGCAUCUGGUGCCUCGCCCAAUGACAUCUCCCAAAGCCCUGCGCGCCACAAUCCACCUCCUGGUCAAACACGUGCUCACCAGCAAUACCUCCAACAUCAUGCACCUAGCACUCUGCUCCACAAUGGUGCCAACCACUCAAUGUCUAUGCCCAUGACGACAAAUCCAGGCAUGUCGAUGCCG